AAAAAAAAAUCGCUACAAUAACGGACCCUUUCGCGCACCUCGCGUUGCACAAUAGCAGGUAUACCCAUAUAUACGUAUAAUAACGAACCGCCCCAUGCGGUUCGUCACACACAGGGCUAAAAAAUUUCGCUCGCGCACAAUAUAGCCGGCGAGAACAACAGACGCGGUGUAGUACGUGCAUAUAUGUAUAUAUCUAUAUAUACGCACCUAAUACUUGUAUACACUUAGUAGCCGGCUGUGUGCUUAUACGCGCACAGCCAACCGGCGCCCGAAACUUUUCCACAUAUGAUCAAUAAUUCCCCUCCACUAUAUACGUUAUACGUAUGUAUGUAUACAGUAGACGCGGCGCGAGCGGUGAGAAAAAAGGAAAGGUUCGGCGAGGAGCUUCAGUCGCUCACGGCAGCGCAGACGGUAGAGAAGUGGCUCAAGGCCAGGAUUACUAUACUUGCUCGCCAAUGCGUAAACACCAGCGACUACUGCCGCCGCUCUUGCAGCACGUUUUUAUACCAAGAGCUCAAAUUCCGCAGAUGCCAACAGCGAGAUUACACUAAUUGCUGCUAUGAGUCUGAAGAUUUGCUUAGGAAGCACUUGAAGCGUAUAUAGUGUGAGAGAGAUAAAGAAUAUGCAACUGAAUCGUGGUAAUUGUGUCAUCGAAUGAAUCAUCUUACUGCAGUAAAUCUUUGCCAAGAUAGUACUUGAGAUGUCAAAGAAAUUUGCCAGUGGUAUUAAAAAUGUCCCAGAAGGCACAACACUUGGAAGUGAUAAGAGAAAGCUUUCUGCUUCUAGCAGAAGACUUUCUCCGGAAAGGACAUUCCAUAGAAGAUUUAAAAAACGUAACAAAGAUUCGCAGAAAACCUAGUAAAUCUAUCUUUCGUCACUUCUACAGCAAGAAACUCAUUCUAGUUAUUCUGUUGCCACUACUCUACAGUAUUGUCGUCGAGAGGUUUGGCAUUGAUUUUCUUAUCCAGUACACGCAAAAUACCAGAUGUCUUGUACCGAAUAAUUAUCUGGUAUGGGAAUUUACCAGGCCUGUUUCGAAUUGUGAUUUCUGCAGAGGUGUCAAUUCUGCCUUGGUCCUGAACAAUUUGACAAAAGAGGAGUUUCAAAAGUAUGCCUAUUCCUCCAAGCCAAUAAUUGUAAAGAAAGCAGCUAGCCACUGGAUGGCUUCCAAAGUUUUUAGCCUACAAUUCUUCCAUAGCUUGUACGAGCAAAUACAUGGUGCCUAUGAAUCCGUCGAAGAAGAAUGUCAAUUUUUACAUUUUCGAAGCAAUUUUGCUAAUCUAAAGGAAGUAUUUUCUAUGAGCGAGCAACGAGCAAUGAAUUUACCAGGUGAGGAAGCCUGGUACAUAGGAUGGAAGAAUUGUCAUCCUCAGAUCUUAGAAAUAAUGAAGAAAUUUUAUGAGCCGCCACACUUUUUACCAGAUGACGCAGAGAUACCAAAUACAAAUUAUAUAUUUUUAGGGUACGAGCAAGGUGCUGUCAUGCAUCUUGAUUACAUUUCACGGCUCAUGUGGCAAGGCCAAAUUAUUGGAAGUAAGACUUGGACUGUCGCGCCGACACCCGAGUGUGAAGACGUUUGCAAAUCAUUUAGUUUUUUUGUCGACACUGGAGAUGUAAUUUUACUCGAUACCAGAAUAUGGUAUCAUGGCACACAAGUUGAAAAUGGACAGUUUAGCCUUACUGUCACUUCCGAAUAUGGGUAGACUGAAUUUUUUAUUAAGGAUCAUUGUUAGGAUUUGUAAAUAUGUAAAAUUUUGAUUGCCUGGAUUGCUUUCCAAAGAGUAAUCGAGAACUUAUUUUUUUAAAUCAUGACUCAGGUUUUAUUGACCUAAGUGAAUUUUAUAAAAACUUACCAAAACCUUGCCAUAGAUCACUGUUAAUGUUCUAGGAUUUUAUUUUUCAUAGUAAAAAAAAAAGAUUAUUUUACUUAUUUUAAUUCUUUAUUUCUGCGAUUUUGCCAUAAAUUGUCAUAGAAAUAUUUUUAAUUGACAUGCUUGUUUGAAUUAUUUACUUUAGAGUCUUUAAAAUCUUGUGUUUUGUAGGAAUAGGGAAAUAAUAACGAAAAGGAUGAAUACGAUCAUGUAUAUGCAUGUAAUUUUAAAACUAAUGUACUAACAAUAACGUUAAAUCAGUGCCAAAAAUUACUCGCAUGAAUAAAUAAUUUACACUAUUAUGCGAUAAAAAGACAAUUCCAAUGCAAAGUCAAUUGCUUGCUGCCAUAUUUUUGCUUUGCACAGCAAGACAUACGAGUAAAAACAGAAUUACGAAAGAUCAAUUAUAUUUUAUGAAUCACGAAAGUAUAACUUUUAAAAGAAAAGACGUCAAAGUAUUUAUCGUAUAAGUAAAACACUCCUUUUAAACCAUAUAUAUUAGCUAGUCGAUCAUGAGGAUUUUAACGAAAGUACUUGUAAAUAAGUCCAUGUAAGACUGAAAGUACUAUUAAGUCAGAAAAACUUCGCGCUCCAAAGCAUGUAAUAUAUAUAAUAUAUUUAUAAUAAGUCGAACUCUAAAUUGUUAAUUUUUUAUUUUUUACAUUCAAACUUUGCUACAGAUCUCCUAUAAUUAUCUUGCAUCUAUAAAUCUUUUAAUAAGAGUAUAUUGUUCAAUAAAAAUUGUUGAAAUAUAUAAAA
This is a messenger RNA of Nasonia vitripennis (jewel wasp), 2630 nucleotides long. RefSeq lists its product as uncharacterized. The coding region runs from base 732 to 1703 and encodes 323 amino acids. NCBI's taxonomy places the organism in Eukaryota, Metazoa, Arthropoda, Insecta, Hymenoptera, Pteromalidae. The record is from RefSeq and is a predicted model, not a curated record. The transcript has 3 exons.